Messenger RNA from Folsomia candida, 2132 nucleotides. RefSeq lists its product as uncharacterized. The transcript has 7 exons. Bases 287 to 1861 code for a protein of 524 amino acids. The record is from RefSeq and is a predicted model, not a curated record. Lineage: Eukaryota; Metazoa; Arthropoda; Collembola; Entomobryomorpha; Isotomidae.
CUCUGCUUGCGUGUGAACGAGGUUCGAGGUUCGGGGGAGUUGUCGCUGUCUGUCUGAUGAUGAGAACCGUUUUGCCUCUAUUCUGCAACUGUAUCCCGUUUCCUCCCACAAACCAGCCCCACUUUCUCAGCCACAAGUUGCUGCAUAUUUAACUGAAAAGUGCCAAGUGAAAUGCUCUCAUUUGCAGGAGGGAGACUGUGCGCGAGGUUAGGGCACGCUUUUCCCGCAACAAGAUGAUCACUGAGCGCAGAAGUACCCACCACUGAAAUAAGUGACGACGACAACGAUGAUGGAAUGGAAGUGGACGCCAAGGAAAUAUUUCCAAGGACCAUGGUGGGUUGGGGUUGGGGUUAUGCUCUUCUCUUGUGGUCUGGUUGCAUCAUCGUCCUCUAAUGGGAGGGAGGACCAGGACGAUUAUAGGAGCACGUUGGAUUUAUUUGAUAGUGAUGACUUGGUGCAAUUCGUGCAAGACUUGGAGUGUCAAGUUGCGCAGGAGGGUGGUCGUAAAAAAGAAGGGUCAGCAGCCUGUUACCAACCAGUGAAUAAAGUGUCAGGUGUGUUGGAGGAGGAUGACGAUGAGGAAGACAUAAGUACUGGAGAUCUGGUGGAAGGGGGGACACUGGACAACAGUACCUCAAACAAUACCACCGACCUCGGCUCUCUCGAAGUCAACGACGGGGACGAGGAUGAGCAAGAGGACGAUUCGACCAGUGAUGAUUUCUCCGGUUACGGCGACUCAGCCGACUUGGCCCUUCUGCCCAGAGACUUGAGCGAUCUUGGAGAGGAGAUAUCAGACGAUGUGACUGCAGGGGUGGAAGAAUCCUUGAAGCUAUUUGGGGGCAGUAUGACUCACGGAACUAAUGACACCGAGCCAGAGACGCGUCAAAUGCCCAUGUACCUCUUUCAGGGUCAGUACACGGCCGAACCCAGGCUGAAUCGCUUCAUCGAUGGUGCUUUGCGCAACAUGGGGAACGAAGUCCGAAUCUCCUCCAUGGAUCCAAUCUACUUCCGAGUCAUGCCUCGCGGACAAGUCCAGGAAAGGGGAAAACCCAUUCGAAUCCAGAGGGUAAAGACAAAGGUGAAAAGACGACGACCAGGCCAAGGUCGACGGAGGAGACGUGACACUCCUGUAGUCGACUCGCGGAUCACAAUCCUCGAAUCCCAAUUAGAAGAGGCCACUGCUGCCCGAACAUUUGGCUUCCGACGUCGCAAUAGAAUCCUCGCACAACGGAAACGAAAUCGAGCAAAACGGAUUCGAGCACGACGACGACGUCAACGCCAACGCCGCAAGCAACUACGACUUCGAGGCAAGAAAAAGAACGGGGUGGUUCCCGCAAGACGGAGGAAACGCCAAAGAGGAAUUCGCAACCGGAUCGCCCAACAACAGAAGAAGAAAAAUGCAAAAAAGUUUGCUAAGCGGAACGUGGGUGGGGGGAAGGUGGAAGGGCUGAGCCGCGUUGUGAGAGAUGGGGACGCCGAGAUGCAGCUAUUUGGCAACUACACCCUCAUCCGUUCACAUAUGAAAGUGGGUCCGAUCGAGUUGACCAUGCAGUUCAGAACCAAGAAAGGAAUUCGGAGAACAGGUGCCACACUUCCCGUUCUGCGAGCUCACACCGUCACUCGAGUAAAUCACGAGGGUUCUGAAAUGGUGGACUUCCUCUUGGACAGACCUCACCCGGAAACAAUUCAACUUCGUGGGAACCUAUUUCCGCUGGCUAGAAAAAUUGCGAGGAAUGUUUUCGCCCGGCUCUUCCUCCCAGAUUCAUUUUUGAUUCAAAGAAUGCGAGAAAAGACCGGUUUGGCACUCUUGUCCAAACCAACCAUUGCCACAGGUGAUGGCUACUCCAGACAUGAGAUUUAAGAACGUAUGACCUUAAAUGAACAUUACAGCGACGUAUAUAUGACCGACUAACGAACGAUAGAAUCUACAAUGUACGAAUACCUACGAGACAUGACUGACGGAAAUGACAUGACCAAUUUACAAGAACUGGCUUUUAUUGAUUUACCCAAAUCCUGCUUUCUUUGCACAUAACACACUGACUGACUGAUGCACCUGAGACAACUACGUAGGAUGUAAAUAUUUUACGAAAAUCGCAAAAAUCACAAAUCGAAAUGGACGUUUAAUUUACAAU